Pichia membranifaciens NRRL Y-2026 is the source of this 3599-nucleotide messenger RNA. RefSeq lists its product as hypothetical. The record is from RefSeq and is a predicted model, not a curated record. NCBI's taxonomy places the organism in Eukaryota, Fungi, Ascomycota, Pichiomycetes, Pichiales, Pichiaceae. The transcript has a single exon. Bases 71 to 3511 code for a protein of 1146 amino acids.
AUAUCUCCAGAAAGCCAAGGAGUCACAGCAAGAACCAGAAACACUCUUCAUUAUUGGAGUUAUUCUGAAGAUGUUCUCGAAGGUACGAUAUCGAUACGUACCCAGAAGGGGGAGCCUGAUCUUCCAGUUUCGACAUUUUUCGUACCUAGACAGCAAAGACGGAAGUGGCAGUUCGCCAUCAGGUAAGCCCAGAAACGGCCAGACACAAGACAGAGCAAAACCUGAAGAGUGGAAAAGUCCGAUGCCCAACAAUGGAAGUAAGUUUUCCGUGGCUGUGAGUUCAUUUUUAAACUCAUCCUUGAGUAGUCUAGAAGACUACAUUGCCAAUCAAGCUCCCAUCAAAUCAAGCCAACAAUCAGAGGGCUACAACACAGAGCUGCUGGAAAUUGAUAUGGAUAACGAUGUUACACCACAGAAAUCAAUUGGAAAUAUCCCUUACCAACUAGGUGAAAUCAAUAAAGGUUUUAAAGAAUUCAUCGACUUGUCGAAUCCAGACCACAUAAGGGGAUUGUUAGCCAUUAAUAGGGAAAGGUGGAUCAAAACCUCUCCCGAAAUAUCACAAGCUAUAGAUAAAACUUGCAACGUCGAUAUACCACUAAUUCUAAAUUUUUACUUGAGGUCGUCGGCGGAGAUACGGAGACAGCUGCAAGACCCAAGCAUGAACACGAAGGUUGGAAUGACUUCUCAAAGGCACAUAAUCUCACUUUUGCUCAAUUUACAGUGGUUCCGAAGUGCUUCGUUCAUAAUAUUGGAGAUGAAGCUGCCAUUCAAUGAUCUUGUCAACUAUCUAAAUGAAUUGCUUGAAGACGAACUAAUUUUCCAAAAAUCAGAUUGGAUGCGUUAUCUUUUCAUCAUAAACUUUUACCAGCUUUACAAAAAUGUGAACCCAUUGGUGUUGACUAAUUUGGACUUCUUGGGAAGGCCACAAUACAUGGAUAGGUUCAAGAUACUGAAUAUGAUGUGGAGAACCCACUAUACUACAAAGCAGGAGUUGAAAACUGACGUCAGUGAAUGGUAUGAAAUGUGUGGACAUGAUAUACCCGUCAGUUUAAUGCACAUCUAUAAAUCAGUUGACAUUAUCAAAUACAAUAAUCCAUUCAACCUUGCCGGUCAAGUCAAUGAGCUAAAAACUUUGAUUGGAGCUUCUUCCAGCUCUCUAAUGCUGCAAAAGAAUUUUCUUGCAUCUUUUUUGAAGCACUUGGUAUCGGCAAGCGAUUUUGAGUUACAAUACUCACAAUCACCACAGUGCAACUUGUCAAAGAAGGAAGUCAGAGAUUUUCUGACUAAAAGAAAAAACGCUAUUAUCAACUUUGUGGUUCUUUCCAAAAAGCUACAAACAAAAUCAUUUGAUUGCCUAACAGUUUUAGAACUAAGACCACCUUCCGCUGUGGGACUACAGCUUUGGGACUAUCAUAUUUCAGGAAUGAAUAAUAGUCUUUCUUCGACCAUUUACUAUAAAUUUCUAGUAUCAUAUUUUGUCAGCCAACUAACCAAAACCAGCAAAAUAAAUGAGAUUGUAAAAGUGGAAUUUUCAAACCUGUCAUCAGCAAGAAAAACAAAUCUUAUCACAACAAGCUUAAUAAGCUAUUUGAAAAGAAGUGAUACUUUAACAAGGAACCGCGUGGGUGGUUACAUUGCGUUGACUAAUCAACAAAGGGAGCAUUCACAUGUCAUGAAAAAUGCAAUUCAAAAGAUUUUUUCCAAACAUGAAAAUUAUAAAUUUAACUACUCUGAUCUUUUGAAAGUUUUUGAGCUAGUCUCAAGCUUCUCACCCACACUUUCAAAUAAGGAGGGUUUAUUUGAAAUUGGAAAUCAAAUCAUUGAGGCGAACCAUGAAAACGCAGAUUUCUUCCCAUUUAAUGCACAGGAAAAGUUUACCAAAACUAUAGAAUUCAUUGAUUUACUGAAGUCCAUUGAUCCUGAAUCGAAAAUAUACGUUACCCGUUUAGUUCCGUCUAUUAUUAAUUUUUAUCAUGAAUUUAUUCUUUCGGCGGAUGACUGUGCCAUAGACUUUACCAAAAUGCCCGAAGUUAAACAACUUUGCUAUAUCUUGAAUAAAACGUUUGAUGUGGCUUGCAGAAACCCGAGGGAGCUGACACUCUUGAACCCGAAAAACUAUGCUUCAAAGAUUUAUAUAACUAAUCAAGGCCUAUUACAAAAAGUUUCUAGUAAACUUUUUCAACUUCCGAAAAAUGUUCUUUUUUUUAUACUGCAAUCAAGGGCAACUUGGAUUUGUGCCGACCAAGAGGAUUGGAUUUCUAAGUUUCAUAAAGCUGUGUUUACAUUCGGUAUUUUCUUAGAGGUUUUAGUUCGUCGAAGUACUCGUGAAUCUUACGAAGGAAACAUCAAUUUCAGUGAGUUGAAUGACGUGCAGUUUGCAAAAGCAUUGAAAGAUGAGAUGGAUACAAUAUCCUCCAACGAAACAGUGUGGGAAUGCGUCGAGAUGCUUUCAGGUUUUGAAUGGAAUGAAGAGGUCAGUGAUGUGUUUUUCAGGGGAAAAUCUAUUCAUAGUGGCGAAACUGAACCCGAGAUCGGAUUUGGAAUAAUCAUGGUCUUGACUGAAGUGAGGAAAUUGAAUGGAACUGUUUAUUCGAAACGUUGUGAAGCAAUCGAAGGACUAAUGCAGAAAGACACAGGAAAUAACGAGGUAGAAUCAUUUGAUGAUGUUACUGAUGCAUUGUUUGACUCAAACGGAGAUUCUCCACAUGAGGAUGACCACUUAUUAGACACUACAAAACACAGCGACAGCGAAAGGGACAACGAACAGGAAACCAAUGUAACUGUAUCGAGAGGCUUACUGGAUCAAGAUCUACUGGAAUUCAAUGAACUUUACAGGAACAUGAAGAACUAUGAGCAGUUUGUUCCGCAUAGAAAUAAAGGCACAGGAAGCGAAGAGCAAAGUGUUACAAUUGCGAAAUUGAGCAAGUCUGUUCCCAGCAGUAAGGUGAAAAAGAGAUACACGGUAAGAGAGAAAGAGAGACUUGUCAGAUUCUACUCCCCAUUGAGGUUGAAAGGCAUGCUAAUAGAGUCAUUGAUUAUGAGGAAUCCUAAAUUAAUUGAUGCGAUUGUACGCAGACUGUACGUUGAGUACGAGACUCGGAUACCCGUCUCACUAUUACAUAGUGCCAUGAUAGGGAUUAUAAAGAGUGAGCAGAGAGAGGUGGGGUUUAUUGAGAAAAUCAACGUGAUCAAAGUGCUUGACACGUUAGCAUCUCUAAUUUACUCGACCGCGUCACAUAAAGUGCACUCGUAUCUCUUCAUGAACUGUGUUAGAUUCAGAGAGUUCCGGAUUGAAUUGGUUGACAUGAUCAUAGAAGAGAGCAAGCGGAGUAAUAGUGGGUCGUUGAAGACGUUGAAUUGGGCGGUGAAUAAGAUCACGAAUACACCGAAUAUGAUCCAGUACAAAAAUGAGUUUGCAAGGUGGACCAAUGACUUAAAUAACAUGAAAGAGAUGAAAGUUGGAUUCUGGAAUCCUGGAAAUACAGGGAAAUGGAUAAAGGACGAUAUAUAGACACAGACAGAUAACUAGGUUAGUAAUUAGAUAGACGCGAUCUUUUGCAUCGCAUUCAAUGAAACGAAACGUAAUAAAUUUGACAGAC